Messenger RNA from Antrostomus carolinensis (chuck-will's-widow), 897 nucleotides. RefSeq names its product enolase 4 (gene ENO4). Gene Ontology annotation, molecular function: phosphopyruvate hydratase activity; magnesium ion binding. Gene Ontology annotation, cellular component: phosphopyruvate hydratase complex. The record is from RefSeq and is a predicted model, not a curated record. The transcript has 7 exons. Gene Ontology annotation, biological process: glycolytic process. The annotation marks the transcript as partial. NCBI's taxonomy places the organism in Eukaryota, Metazoa, Chordata, Aves, Caprimulgiformes, Caprimulgidae.
GCUAACUACUUUUCUAAAUUUUCAAAAGCUCCAGUAAUAUGCAAAUUAGUUGGAAGAAAAGUUCUUGAUGGAGUUGGUCAGCCAACAUUAGAAGUGGAAAUAUUCUGUACAGUUCAAAACUAUGAGAAGAGGGUUUGUUCCACUGUAAUGUCUUUUCAUUCUCAAACACCUGAGAAUGCUUUACCUGAAACAAUGGAAGCUGAUGAGAAGGAAAGAAAUGACUCUGUUAACACUGCUGUGGAAUGGGUGAAUGAAUCACUGAACACCAUGUUGAGAGACUUGGAGCCUACUGACCAGUGUAAAGUUGAUAAGAUGCUUGGUGAAUACUUUACAAAAAAGGUAGAAGAAAAAAAAGAAAUUCAAAAGCAAGAAGAAGAAGAAGAACCAGAAGCCACUCGUGCCCUUACUUCAUGUGCUCCGUCAACAACAUCACUACCUGGGAAAAAAAAAGCAGCGAAACCAGGAAAGAAGGUGGCAGCUGCAGAGAGGACGAUCCCACCUGCGGAACCCGUUGAAUCAGUGCUUUGUGGCAGCUUAGCCAUUGGGGGAACAUCACUUGCUAUAGCUAAGGCUGGUGCCACCAUUAGCCACAUCCCGUUGUACUUACAUAUUGCACUGCUGAAACGUGAUCAGGAUUCACCUAAAGAAAUGACUCUACCACUCCCAAUGGUUACUCUGUUGAACUGUGAAAGAACUCCACCUGCAAAACUGAAAUUAGUAAAAGAAGUUAUGCUUAUACCACCAGUUCAAUUAUCACUCAAACAGGGCAUAGAAAAAAUUCUGGAUAUUCAGAAAGAAAUGAUGAGACUGUUGGAGCCUUCAGGCAAAGCGCAGCCCAGUCCUCAAGUGGCAGACAGUAAGAAAGGCAGAGCACCUAAUACAGGGAAGAAAGCUCCG